UUCCCCCAGCAGCCUGCCCGGAGCCUGCAGGUCCUGUGGGACAUUGCCUCGCUGCAUCGCUGCCAGUCCCGUGCCGGACCUCCGCGCGGGGCGCUGCAGGCAGCUGCCUGGGCCCGACAACACAGAGACAGCCGCGCGGAGGCCCGGAGAGCCGACGUGGGAGCCCCGAUGGCCUCGUCGUCGCCUACGCUACUCCCCGCCACCCGGGGCGCCAACUGGUCCAUGGAGGAGACGGGAGACCUCGUGGCACUGUGGGGCGAGGAGGACGUGCAGCGGCAGUUCGCGCUGGGCGGGCGCUCCAAUGUCCACGUCUAUGAGGGCCUGGCGUGCCGGAUGCGGGAGCGCGGCUAUGACCGGACAGCGCAGCAGUGCCGCAUAAAGGUAAAGGCCUUGCGGGCACAGUGGGUUUCCAUCUCUGACCACAAUCGUCGGUCGGGGAGUGCACGCAAAACCAUGCCCUUUAUGCGGCAACUGGACGCCAUCCUCACGCCCCGGGACCCAAGCUGCAUCCAUGCGCACAGCACGGGUAGCCUGGCCGAGCCCCCACCCCAGGCUGGCAUCCGUGGUGACGGGUCACCGGGGGAGGGACCCUCGGGGCGCCAGCAGCUUGUCCAGCCUGGCUCCCCAGCUGCAGCCUCCACCAGCAGCUCGGGGAGCCUGGCCCAGUGCCUGCCCCAACAGCUCCACAGCCUCAGCCCCAGCCAGGAGGCACAGCCAGCCAUGUCACCGCUGGCCAUCAGCAGUGCCAGCUCCUCCCCAGGAGGGGCCCCUAUCCAGGCGCCCGUACUCUGCGCCCCACCAUCCGACGAGUCUGCCGGAAGCCUCACGCUGUUGCUGCCAGCCAGGAUCCAGCCGAGCCGUCGGGUACACCAGCCCCGGCCACGUGGCCCUGCAGUUGCAUGUGGCGGAGAGGCUGCACGUGGCAACCAGGAUGUGGGUUCAGAGUCACCGCCGCCCACAGCCGGGGCCCUGCGGAUGCGCCGGCUCCGCCAAAGGAGGUCCCAGGACAGGACCCUCCGCCUGGACCGGCUGGUUACGGCAUCAGAGGACCGUCUGGUGGACACACGGGCCUGGCGGGUGGAGGAUGUGGCCCGCCAGGAGAGGUGGCGGGCGGAGGAUGUGGUUCGCCAGGACAGGUGGCGGGCGGAAGACAUGGCUCGCCAGGACGCAAGGGACCGGCGCGAGGAGGUGCGGGACCGGCGUGAGGAGGCGCGGGACCAGGCAGAACGGGAGUUUCGGACGCAGUUCCUCACCCUGGAGCGUGAGUGGGUGGAGGCCCUGCGGGAGCAGAGUGCAGUCCUGGGCAGGGCAGUGCAGGCCAUGGAGGAUAACCGCCGGGUGCUGGACACCCUGAUGGCCCUGGCAGUCGCCCUUGUGCCUCCUGCUGACCGGCCCCGAGCCCGGCCCCAGCCCCAGCCCCAGCCCUAGCCCCGCCUGCCCCCUGACAGUCACACACUGCCAAGCAGCAGGCCUCCCCAUGGGCCUGGGCAGAGGUCCAGCACCACCUCCAACAGUCAGGACCCCUGUCCCGGCCCCCGCCCCAGGUCCGCUACCACCCAGCCGCCAUGCCUGGGCCCAGGCCCACCACUCGCCCCAGCCCCACACAGGCCUGGAGCUGGAGCUGCUUGCAGCAGGGCCAGGACCGCAUGCCAGCCCUGCCGGCCCUGGCCAUCGGCUGCUGGAGAAGGAGCUGUCCAUGCCAGG
Alligator sinensis (Chinese alligator) is the source of this 1704-nucleotide messenger RNA. RefSeq lists its product as uncharacterized. The transcript has 2 exons. The record is from RefSeq and is a predicted model, not a curated record. NCBI's taxonomy places the organism in Eukaryota, Metazoa, Chordata, Crocodylia, Alligatoridae. The coding region runs from base 169 to 1428 and encodes 419 amino acids.